CGGGGGAGAGAGAGGGAGGCAGCAUCACUGCAGAACCUCUCAUUGAUAAAGUAGCAGCAGUGAGAGCCGAAGGACUCAAUCACAGGAUUCUGUCAGACACACACACACACACGCUGAAACACACUCUGACAUGAACACCUCCUUCCUCUGGGAUUCUGGCUUUAGUUCAGAGAAACACCUGUAACUGCUGCUGCACCACAGAGACUGCAGCAGAACCAGGACCAGGACUAAGACCAGGACCAGGACCAGGGUUAAAACCAGAACUAAAACCAGGACCAGGACCAAAACAGGGACUAAAACCAGGACCAGGAUUAAAACCAGGACUAAAACCAGGACCAGGACCAGCAGCAUCAUAGAGAAGCAGCUGAUGGAUGCAGAUACAAACUUAAACAGCAACAGGAGCUGCUGUCCUCCUCCUCCUCUCUGUGACUGUUGAUGCUCCAGUGAUCUGUUUCAUCGCCUCCUGUCUCCUCCUGUCUCCUCCCUCCUCCUCUCAGCUCCUCUCAUCUCUCCUCUUCGUGCUCAGCUGUCCGUCAUCCUGGGAUCCACGGAGGUGACCGGAACGCCGCCGUCGGCCAUGAAGACCGGAGGAGGAGGAGGAGGAGGAGGAGGGGAGAAGACGGCCUCCUUCUCCUUUAAGAAGUGCUCAGCGUUUCAGUUCGUAAAGAGGAAGGUCCGUAGAUGGAUGAGGAACCCGAAGGUAAGCGUUGAGAAGUCUCAGGGGAAGAACCUUCUGUAUCCGUGUCCAAAGUGUCCGCUGGCCGAGGACUUCUGGUUCCACCACUUCCCCUCUCCGUACGGCUGCUGCCACUAUUCAGGCCUGCAGGGAGGAAACUUCUACCACCAGGAGCCCUGCUCUCCAUGCUCUCCAUGUUCUCCAUGCUCCCCAUGUUCUCCAUGUUCUCCGUGUAGACCUGCUGCUGGACCAAACCCUGGAGACAAGAACAAGACCUGCAAGCUGAGGAAGUGGAGGAUGUUGUCCCGUCACCAUGGCGACGGCGCGGUGAAGCAGAAGGAGGCGGAGCCAGACGUCCACCUGUGUGGCUGUCAGUCCUGGGGGCUCCACGCUUCGCCCCUAUUGGCCAGUCCGGUGAUGCUGGAGUGCUCGAUCUGCAGCGGUCCGUACAUCAGCUACGCUCUGGAGGACACCUGGCAGCCACGGCAACGCACACAGGCGAUGGACCUUUACUACCACAAUGAGUCAGAUCCAGACGGCUACUGUUGCCCCGGCGACGGCACUUUUAUGAAACAGAGGAAGAUGGGCCUGAACGACUUGAUCCAGAGAUUCUCCACCAACGCCUACGGCUGCAAACACCCGGAGGUCACAUCCAUCCUGAACCUGAGUCCUCCUCAGGAAGCAGAACUCAUGAACACAAACCCGUCUCCUCCCCCCAGUCCAUCCCAGCAGAUCAACCUCGGCCCGUCCUCCAACCCGUCGGCCAAACCCACCGACUUCCACUUCCUGAAGGUGAUCGGUAAGGGCAGCUUUGGGAAGGUGCUGCUGGCUCGCCAUCGCACCGACGACCAGUUCUACGCCGUCAAGGUCCUGCAGAAGAAGGCCAUCCUGAAGAAGAAGGAGGAGAAACACAUCAUGUCGGAGAGGAACGUCCUGCUGAAGAACGUCAAGCAUCCGUUCCUGGUCGGCCUCCACUACUCCUUCCAGACAGCCGACAAGCUCUACUUCGUCCUGGACUACAUCAACGGAGGGGAGCUCUUCUACCACCUCCAGAGGGAACGCUGCUUCCUGGAGCCCAGAGCUCGGUUCUACGCCGCUGAGAUCGCCAGUGCCCUGGGCUACCUGCACUCGCUAAACAUCGUGUACCGAGACCUGAAGCCGGAGAACAUCCUGCUGGACUCACAGGGACACAUCAUCCUCACUGACUUUGGGCUCUGCAAGGAGAACAUCGAGCCCAACGGAACCACGUCCACCUUCUGCGGUACACCAGAGUAUUUGGCUCCUGAAGUUCUACACAAGCAGCCGUACGACCGGACGGUGGACUGGUGGUGUUUAGGAGCUGUUCUCUACGAGAUGCUGUACGGACUGCCUCCGUUUUACAGCCGAAACACGGCAGAAAUGUACGACAACAUCCUGAACAAGCCGCUGCAGCUGAAGCCGAACAUCUCCAAUGCUGCCCGACACCUUCUGGAGGGUCUUCUGCAGAAGGACCGGACCAAGAGGCUGGGCUGCUCCGAGGACUUUGUUGAAAUUAAGAACCACAUAUUCUUCUCCCCCAUCAACUGGGACGAGCUAAACGCCAAGAAGAUAACGCCACCCUUCAACCCCAACGUGACGGGUCCAAACGACCUGCGGCACUUUGACCCGGAGUUCACCGAGGAGCCGGUACCGAGCUCCAUCGGCUGCUCCCCGGACAGCACCCUGGUGACGGCCAGCAUCAAGGAGGCAGCCGAAGCCUUUGUGGGCUUCUCCUACGCCCCGUCCAUGGACUCCUACCUAUAGGACCGGACCGGGUCGGUUCUGAGGACUUUAUGGAUAUUUAAAACCAAACCCUGCAUCUGCACACACGUGUUCUCGACAUGUUCUGACUUCCUGCUCCAGACGUCUGACUCCAAGUUUGUGGAGGUUCUUGCACUCAGGCAGCCGACAAGCACACUCAUCCUCCAUCCCGGUAGUCCAACACCUCCACCUCCUACAACAUCCUCCUAGCCCAACAUCUCUAUCCUAGCAGCCUCCACCUCCUCCAACACCUUCAUCCUAGUCGUCCAACAUCUCCAUCCUCCUAGCCUCCACCUUCAUCAUUGUAGCCUCCACCUCCUAGCUUCCAUCCUAGUAGUCCAACACUCUUUAACCUCAUAGUCCAACACCUUCGUCCUCGUAGUCGAUCUCUAUCCUAGUGGUCCAAUGCCUCCACCCUUGUAGUCCAACACCUCCAUCUUCUUAGCCUCGUACUCCCACACCUCAAUCCUAGUAGUCCAACACCUUCACCCUAGCAGUCCAACACGUCAGUCCUGGUAGCCCAGCACCUUUGUCCUUAUAGUCCAACACCUCCAUCCUAGUAGUCCAACACUUUUGUCCUCGUAGUCCAACACUUUUGUCCUUGUAGUUCAACACAUUCACCCUAGUAGUCCAACACCUCCAUCCUAGUAGUCCAACACCUUUCCCCCAGUAGUCCAUCACCUCGAUCCUAGUAGUCCAACACCUCCAUCCUAGUAGUCCAACACCUCCAUCCUAGUAGUCCAACACCUCCGUCCUAGUAGUCCAACACCUCCGUCCUCGUAGUCCAACACUUUUGUCCUCGUAGUCCAACACUUUUGUCCUUGUAGUUCAACACAUUCACCCUAGUAGUCCAACACCUCCAUUCUAGUAGUCCAACACCUCCAUUCUAGUAGUCCAACACCUUCACCCCAAUAGUCCAACACUUUUGUCCUCGUAGUCCAACACCUCCAUCCUCGUAGUCCAACACCUCCAUCCUAGUAGUCCAACACCUUCACCCCAAUAGUCCAACACUUUUGUCCUCAUAGUCCAACACCUCCAUCCUCUUAGACUCCACCUCCAUCCUGGUACUCCAAUACCUCCAUCCUCAUAGUUCAACACCUUUGUCCUAGUUGUCCCAAAACUUCACCUUCCUAGUCCAACACCUCCUAGCCUCCAUCUCCACCUCCAUCAUCCUAGCCUCCACCUCCAUUCUAGUAGUCCAAUACCUCCAUCAUCCCAGCCUCGACCUCCAUCCUGGAACCCCUUCCAGCUGGUCCUGGAGUAGCCAGAUCACCCUGGUGCUUCAGUUUUUGGUUCAUUCCUGUUUAUUUCUGCACGUCUGACUAAAGGGAGUCCAUUGGAAGCUGAAUGUUACAGAAGGAGAUGUUUUCUUCUCAGAGGUGCCUUUUUGUUUUCAGUUCCUCCAUCCGCUCCAUCCCCAUCGCUCCACCUGAGAUGUAGCACUAAAGGUAGUCGAGUGUCUAACACGUGAGGAACUUUGAUUUCUUCAUUUGCACAUGAAGCGUCUUCCAUCACUGAAGCCAACAUUCCACUUUAAUAUUGUUGUUUUAUGGUAUUUAAGUUUGUUUGUAUAUUUGGAUUCUGUGUUCUAGUUUAAUGUAUAUCGAACAAAAAGACUAAAGGGAUGCUUAGAUACGUAAUGAUUCAUGUUCAAUGUACUGUAAAUUGUAAAAUUGUUUGAGAUUUAUGUGACCAUGUUUGGUUUGCAAUAAAAGUUUAACUUUAUUACACCUUAAA
This is a messenger RNA of Acanthochromis polyacanthus (spiny chromis), 4192 nucleotides long. RefSeq names its product serum/glucocorticoid regulated kinase 1 (gene sgk1). The record is from RefSeq and is a predicted model, not a curated record. Gene Ontology annotation, molecular function: protein serine/threonine kinase activity; ATP binding. Lineage: Eukaryota; Metazoa; Chordata; Actinopteri; Pomacentridae. The transcript is spliced from 13 exons. The coding region runs from base 578 to 2458 and encodes 626 amino acids. Gene Ontology annotation, biological process: protein phosphorylation.